AUGCUAACUCUAAACCUGCAAAACUCCCAGGUGUUUCUGUGGAACAACGGGAAUGGACGAUUGGUUCCAAAGUCAUCCACUCUUGACAGCUGCCCAAACGUUUUGGACCGUCAGGUGACCAUAGACAUUGGCAAAAAUUCAGACGGCUGGUAUGGACCGUCUACCAUCACAUCGAAAAUUGACAUAUUCACCACCAUGUUGACAAAUCCAGAACUUCCUGGCUACCAGAUUUGCCAUAAUACUGGUCCUCCUUUCAUGGUCAAGAGUGUCGUUGAUGGGACUACUCCAACGAACAUUAAGGUGGCUCAGGAGGUCCAUAAUGUCUAUGUCUACAGGUGGAAUAAUGUCCCCCUCUUGGUAGACUUUGAGCUCCUUAAUAAGGAAUUUCUCAGCUUUGCCAAUCUCGACAACAAGUGGGAGGGAAUAAAGACUCCCAAGAGUGACUACAGGAGAAUGCACUACCUCAGGGAACUUUUAGGUUACAUUAAUUGCAGAAUGGGCAACAGGGUCGUUAUAGACAUUUGGGUGAAAAAGAAGUACAGUAAAUACCAUAUUGGUGCAUGCAAGUUCCCAGGGAUGGAAGAGAAAAAGGGAGCCGCUGUUAUAGUAGAGAAUGUCCCGCACAAAUAUGGAGAUCUCAACGGUUACCAAGAGUUCAGGCGCAAGCUCUCAAACAACAAGCAAUUCGACAUUGGGCACAUUAUGAAUUCCACACGUCGUGUCAUUAUAGAUCUUCCAAAUAGACCUGUAAAGACUGUCUCACUCUUCACUAGACCGUACGGAUAUACGAACAACCCACUAGAUAUUGUCGAAGUUGUAACGGACGUCUACGAGUACUAUUAUAAGCAUAACAGAGAUAAAGAGUUUGUAAAAUACGCUGUGUCUAAUGAGCCACUUAGGAAGACUAAUGACCUUUUGCACUAUGAAACAGGUAAGGUCAUUCUUUGGAAGAGCAAAGUAAUUGAGAAAAGAUACGACUUGUAA
Molecule: messenger RNA, 984 nt
Organism: Theileria equi strain WA
Lineage: Eukaryota; Apicomplexa; Aconoidasida; Piroplasmida; Theileriidae
Exons: 1
Coding region: 1-984 (327 amino acids)
Source: RefSeq, a predicted model, not a curated record